Molecule: messenger RNA, 588 nt
Organism: Prorocentrum cordatum
Lineage: Eukaryota; Dinophyceae; Prorocentrales; Prorocentraceae
Source: the annotation of a GenBank genome assembly
AUGUACACCAAUCCAUGCAGGCUCGUGGCUCGCUGCUGCACCCUUGCUGUCGUGGCCGACGCGCUGUCCCUGGCGCCGCUCGACCGCGCGCUCGGCCAGGCGACCCGCGCCGACGGCACGCCGGCGGGCACCGCACCGCCGCCCGCUAGGCCGCCCACCGCCAGCGACGGCCACGGACAUGCGGAGAGCGCGUGGUCCGCCCUCCUGGCAAGCGGGCGCAGGCUGCUCCUGGAGGGCCCUGCCCGCCGCCCGCCCGGGUGGGCGCGGCUGGGGGCGCCCGCGGCGGCGGCGCUGCUGGCCGCCGCGCUGGCGAGCGGGCAGCUAUGCCGGGAGCCCGCCGCGCGCGGCGAGGGCGGGCACGCUGGGGGCGCGCCGCCGCGGCAGGGGCCCGAGGCGGCCAGGCCCGUGUCCUUCCUCUGCUGCCAGCCGCGGCCAGAGGCGGUGGCGGCCCGGCUGCAGGCGGCCGCGGAGCCCGGGGCGCGCCGCGGCUCGGGGGCGGGGCCGGGCGAGCCGGCGGCGGGCGCGCGCCGCCACGCGCGGGGCGCGGCCUCGUGGGGUGCCGCCGCGGCCCAGGCCCGCCACGCGUGA